This is a messenger RNA of Haemonchus placei, 753 nucleotides long. NCBI's taxonomy places the organism in Eukaryota, Metazoa, Nematoda, Chromadorea, Rhabditida, Trichostrongylidae. The record is from the annotation of a GenBank genome assembly.
AUGCAGUAUCAAAAAUCACGGUUUCAAGAGUUUGGUCACAGUAUGGUUCUUCUGGUGAAUCGUAAAGGAUGCUACUCCAUUCCUGGGAUUUUACAGGUCCUAGAUCACAAAAUGACAAUGUUAGCCGCUUUCGGCCGUGGAAAACUCGCGGAUAAAUGUGAACGUCUAAAAGAAAUCCUUGCGGACAUAGUGGAUUUGGAGUGGGUGGAAAAAAUGGCAGAGACGUUUGGGAUGGAACGCGUUUUGUGUCAUGGUGAUUUGCAUUGCCAUAAUAUUCUGUGGAGACAAAACGCAACUCUGUCAAGUAUUCUUCAGAUAGCUCAUUUUGGAUGUCCAGUAAUCGACCUUGCACGGUUACUCUGCGGAAGCUUAAGUGGUGCUGAUCGACGGACACAUUGGGAGCAACUGUUGGAAGAUUUCUACGGCUACCUCAAAAAAGAAGUAGGCGACAACAAGAUGCCAUACACUCUUGAACAGCUCAAGAAAGCCUACCGUCAAUACUUUCCAACUGGAGCCUUCAUGAUAGCGACUUUCAUAGGACCACAUUUCGAAUGGGUUCGCAAAAGCUCCAAUGAGGACCUGAUGGAGGUACCAGAAUUCGUUUAUGAAUGUAACAUUUUGACUUGUAACUGUUCACCUGUACAGGGUAUCGACGAUGUCAUGGAAAAAACCGAGUGCCUCCUUGACGACAUCUUCUUCUUUUACAAUCAAAAUAUGGAACUCCGAAGAANUGUACUUGAGUUGGCAAAGUGA